AUGGCUGCCCUCGAAACACGUCUCGAGACGCCCUUCUCGCCCGACUUUGCUCCCUCCCACCACGCACACACAGACUCGCUGGUCAGCGUACCCCUCACAGACUCGGUACUCAGCUCUCCUCUAGACGAGUCCACCCCUCGACAUGGCGGACAUGACGAUGACGAGGCCGGCAUCGCCACCGUGACCGUCCCCAGCCCCGGCCGCACUGCUUCGAUUGGCGGCGCAUCGCUACUCAGCCUACACAUCCCCAAGGAGGCCCUCGGCAUGAGUCUGGGUGACUUCUGGGCCUUUGUCGUCCGUGACUACCAAGAGGCUCUAUUAUCCAUGCCCACCAUGACCCCAAUCAUGAUACACAAAGGAGUCCCCGACUUCCUGAGGCCUGUCGUGUGGGGAGGCAUUGCCGGCGCCCGUGAAGAACGACUCUACUCGGAAUUCGACCGUCUGCUGGCACAAAUCGAGAGCGAACCACCCACAUCGGACACUAUCAUUGACAAGGACAUUGGCCGCUGCUUCCCCAACCACCCUCUCUUCGCCCAGGCUGGCGGUGAGGGUCAGAACAUGCUCGGCCAGGUCCUGAAGUGCUACAACUUAUACGACCCGGAGAUUGGCUACUGCCAGGGAAUGGGCUUCAUUGUUGGCAUCUUGCUCAUGAAGAUGGACGCUAGAGAUGCCUUCUGCGUCUUUGUCAGGCUCAUGGAAACCCACGGACUCCGCGACUCCUACUCACAUUCCUUGACUGGUCUCCACUCACGUAUAUUCCAGUUUCAACAGCUACUUACCCCAUUAGCUCCCAAGCUUGUCACCCAUUUCAAGAACUUGGGUGUCGAGUUUGCAUAUCUUUCACAGUGGUUCAUGACCAUCUUUGCUACCACAUGUCCUCUGGAUACUCUUUUCCGCAUCUAUGAUGUUGUCCUUGCCGAGGGCGCGGAUGAGACUGUCAUGCGUGUCGCCUUGGCUCUGGUCCUCAAGAAUGAGCAAAAGCUACUGGCCAUGGCAGAGUUGGAGGACGUAUUGCAGCUGCUUCUUUCUCGCGAAAUUUGGGAGCCAUACGAGAACAACCCGGACCAACUAAUCGAAGAAGUCACCACUCUCUUCAAGCAAGUUGUCACUCGGGAUGCCCUCGACAAGCUCGGCAAGCAAUUCCUCAAACAGGCAGAAAGAGGCUCGGCAGAUAGGACUGUCCGCGCUCUAGGCUUCACCAGCACCUACGGAAAUGCCUUUAGACUGUUUGACUUCUGGUCUGGAUCAAAGAGCGACUCUCUUUCGCCUGCUGCCCCUCUUCGUCGCAAAGCAUCCGGACAGUCGCUUUCUACUCUCAACUCCAUCUCUGGUAGUGGAGCUAGCAUGAUCAGCACCGACAGCUACGCCAGCACUGCUCCUACCGAGGUUGAUGACCUUGAGAGAGACAGUGCUACUCCAACAAAGCCUCACAGAUCCUUCAUCUCCCAAGACAGAAACUUGCACGAACAAGUCGAGGGCCUAUUGCUUGCACUUAGUGAAGUGCAACGCGAAGCAGCCCAGACUGCAGCAAAUCUUCAACGAGAGGAGGCCAGAAAAACAAGAGCCCAAGAGAUUGUCGCCGACUUGCUUGAACUGUUCAGUGAGAAGAAGACAGUAGACGCAUAUCGCAGACAGCGUCGCACGACUCUACCCUCCAGAAUUGACCACGAGAAGACCCGAGAAGAGGUGACGGCACUGAAAAGACAAUCCAACUUUGUCAGAUCAGUAACGCACAGCAUCAUUGCCGGCAACGCUCCUGGCGAAGACAGGGAUGCCGGUCUUCAUUCUUCCCUGCUGAAGCUCUGUGCUCUUUUCGAUGCCGAAACAUCACUUGACUCCGACAGUGGAUCCGAGAAUGGCGAGACAUUACCAUCGCAAGCGCCGCUCCCCAGUGAGUACACUGUCAAGCUGGAGAACGAACUUGUCAAGUUGCGCCAGCGAGUCGCCAAGGACCGCACACACCGUCACAUGAAGAGGACAUCAGAUCUCAAGGACGCCCGACUGUCCCUCAAGGCGGGCGAAACUCCCUCCGAAUCAAUCAGAGUCCGCCGCUCUCUCUAUCGUCGCCAUGAGAAGAAGGCUUCUCGCGACCUCUCGAAUUCAUUCCCGGACAUCACAAUCUCCGUCCCUCGUGUACGACCACACCAACCCCUUCCCUCUCCUCGCUCCGCCACCCAACAACAUCGCCCUGGUCCUCCCCUCCGCAUGAUCAGAUCCCAAGACGGAACGGAAAUCCUCGCCAAACCGCAGAAAUUCGGCUUCAAAGCCAGGAAACCCGACGAGGCAGAUACUGCACGAGAAGACUCUGGCUCCAUCACUCCCACCACUAGUACAACAACAAUCCCUAAACGCAAGUCCUCACUGUCAUCCCAAAACAUCCUCUCUACACCUUCGCACGCACCCCCCUCAGACGAAACCCUCCUCGUUGAACUCGUAGCCGCAAAAACCCGCGAAGCAACCGCAAUACACGAAAACGAACUCUUGCAAAUCUCACUCGACAAAAUGCGACGACAGAUGGAGCAGCAUAAAGAGGAAAUGCAAGCCAAAAUAGAUGCCAUGGAGCACAUGAUGAUUGCACAGAUGGAAGCGCACGAAAACGAAAUGGAGAGAAUGAAGAUGUUGGUGCAGAGACCUGACACACCGAGUUCAAUGUUGGGACCCAGUCCUGGCGGGUCGCCCGAGAUGUUGGCGCCGGUUGCCAGUGGGGUGGGGGGAGGCAAGGCUGGCGGAUGGGGUUGGUUUGCCAAGGGGAGGAGUGUGAGUCAUUCGUCCACCAUGUGA
This is a messenger RNA of Aureobasidium uvarum, 2781 nucleotides long. The record is from the annotation of a GenBank genome assembly. NCBI's taxonomy places the organism in Eukaryota, Fungi, Ascomycota, Dothideomycetes, Dothideales, Saccotheciaceae.